Pieris rapae (cabbage white) is the source of this 6056-nucleotide messenger RNA. RefSeq lists its product as uncharacterized. Bases 292 to 3789 code for a protein of 1165 amino acids. The transcript is spliced from 11 exons. The record is from RefSeq and is a predicted model, not a curated record. Gene Ontology annotation, cellular component: signaling receptor complex. Gene Ontology annotation, biological process: protein phosphorylation; cell surface receptor protein tyrosine kinase signaling pathway; multicellular organism development. Gene Ontology annotation, molecular function: ATP binding; transmembrane receptor protein tyrosine kinase activity. NCBI's taxonomy places the organism in Eukaryota, Metazoa, Arthropoda, Insecta, Lepidoptera, Pieridae.
AAUGUCCAAAUGUAGUCUGUGACACGCAAACUGUCAUCAGUCGGUCUUUUGCGCGCGUAUUAAUAUAACGCGUAGUACGCAACAUAAAUAAAAUUCAUGUGACGUAAACAAUUGUUAAUAAGAUAAAAGUGAUGCUUUUGUGCUUGUGAUAAAUUUCAGUGCUAUCAUUGUUUUUAUGCUUAUCAGUAUUUUGAUGCCGCAAAUCAAUAGAGUACUUACAGGUAGCUGGUGCCCCUAACGAGUGCAAGGAACCCGGCGCCACCUUCAAACCAGUCACCGGUUAAAUUUCACAUGAGUUGGGGGAACACGGCGUGCACCCUGUUGCUCGCCAUUACUGUCACUGUAUCAGAAACCAACAUAACUCACAAAGAAUCUAUAGCAGUGACAGCAUGUGUGGCGGGAGAUGGUGCCGACGCAUCACCAGCACUAGCAGAACUAGCUGCACUAACAUUACGCAUAGGAGGAAUAAGGGCACACGCAGUUCCACCACCAGAAUUAUGUGUGUCUCCAUCAAGGGCGGACUCAGUCGCCUGCCAAAAAGCAAUCUUCUCAGACCUAGGACAAGGGAAAUUACACGUAGCACUCUUAUCAGUGCCGGCAGGAAGCUCGCUCUCUUCGUGGUUGCUCAGAAAUAAUGGAUUAGAUGAUCUUGGUGACGUCAUUAUGUCCCCGACAAGACGGGUGUGUGUGGCCCCACCACCAGCCAGAUCAAUACUAGAUUUAGAAGACGCUUUAAUUGCUCGAAAGUAUUACAUAGCACGGGACACAGCGUUAGAACUACAGGCAGAUAUGCAAAAUAAUGUAACAUUGAAAAUCGAAGCAAAGCUUCCUAAAAUGUAUGAACCAGAAUGGUGUAACUCAAAUACAUCAUGUGCAACUAUCUUCACAAGUGAUGUGGGAGAGGCUCGCCUUUUAUAUGAGGUAGUGAAGGAAAACUAUCUUCGCGCUAUCGUCGUUCCAUUAGGAACAAAUUUACAAAAUCUCACCAACAGUAUCAACAAUCGAACGCUUGUUUGUGACUGGAAUCAACAUUUCCAAGAGCCAUUUUACCCUCUCGGUCCUCCACCAUGUAAAAUGGACGCAGAGAAAUGUCACUUCGAAAGCCGCCGCGUUGUGAAAUGGAUUAACACGAGAGCUUUAGCGAGGUCUCCCUCGGCUGUUAGAGCUUUACGCAGAUUAAAAAUCAACUUUUCUGGUUUACAAGAGUUGGCGACGAAGAAGAGAGACUACGGUGUCGAGGCUGGUGCUCUAGCCUUUUUGUCUGAUCAUCCAGUACGCGACAAUGUUCGCCAAUUGCGUGUAGUCACAUUUUUACCUGAAGACACAAAACGUGAAGUGUACAACUCUUCGGCGUUAAUGGCUGCAGCAGUACUGGCUGCUAGGGAUCUUGAAGGACUUCUGCCUGGAAUUGCAACUUUUAAGGUCCAAACAUAUGACGACCGUUGCAAUGCAGUACAAGCUUAUAAAUACCUAAUAGACGCUUUGGGAACUGGUGACUAUGAUGCGUUGACUGCUGCUGUUGGACCUGCAUGUGGUGUACCAUUUGCAGACGUGGUACGUCAGGGUCCUUCCCAUCGUCUCCCAGCGCUGGCCUAUACCCCUCAAUCUCCUCCGUCGCCCCCCGCGGCCCCAUUGGCUUUAUUAGCAGCUGGAGACGCUAGAAGUAUAGGAUCUGCUGUAGCAGCCUUUUCAAAUAGCUUAGGAUGGAGACGGAUGGUAUCUCUAAGCGAAACAGCAACGCACUCUGCCCUAGCAACAGCCAGUUUUGGAGUCGACUUCAUAGUCAACCUGGAAUUACCAGAUGAGAGACCGGAGUACGAUCCUUCUAUUUUUACAUUGUGGGCAGACCGCGUAGAUCGGGCAGAUGGGCGAAUCAUCUAUGUAUCAGUGGAAGAUGCACGGGCAGUCCGUCACGCAUUAUGUGCGGGUCACAAGUCAGGACUAACCCCUAGCAGCGGUGCUGUCUGGAUCCUGCCAUCUGGUCUUCCACAAAACUGGCAAACACCCAAAGGCGAUACAUGUACAGCUGAAGAAAUUGACGAAAUGCUUCUUGGACAUAUUUCUGUGGCCCAGGAGUGGAUGCUACCUUGGCUAGAUGAUAAUGCAAAUACUUCGAGAUCGGAAGAAAUUGAGUCAUGGGAGUACCGUUGGAGAGAGGACUGUCAUAUGCUAAACAAACCCUGCGACAAGCCAGGCCCGUAUGCAGCUUUGCUGUAUGACGUACUAAAGCUUUGGGCCAGCGCACUCAAAAAGCUAAUUAUUGCUCGACCAGCUGCCCUUGACGAUCUUCAUGAUCCCGAUCUUUUAAGAUCAUUGGUGACCAACGCAACUCUAAUCGAAUAUGAAGGACUAACGGGGAAAUUUGAAUGGAUUAAACUGAGUAAAGAUGGCGCUAUAUUUGCUCGAUCUUCUCCUCUUAUCAUCUACCAAUGGGACGGUCAGCGUCGACGUGAGAUUGGAAGAUGGUUUGAUGAUAAACUGGAGUUAGAAGAGAAUGCCUUGAAAUGGUAUACAGCUGAUGGUCGCAGACCUGAUGAUGGCCACGAUCGAUGCGCUCUACAGCCUUUAGCCGACUUAUUCAACAUACAAUGCCGCACAGCAACCAUUCUUCUAGUAUCUGCUUUGCUGGGAGUUACAAUCGUGAUUUUAUCCGGACUAAUGGUCUACUGCAAGCGACGAGCAGAGAAGAAAUAUCGGGCAAAACUCGAAGCAUUAACCUUGAGAAGACUUCCACUAGUCAAGUCUGUAGGCUUGGAUCCAUGGGAAAUUCCUCGUGAAAGAGUUGUUAUAAACAGGAAAUUGGGCAUGGGGGCCUUUGGAACCGUGUAUGGUGGCCACGCCCUAUUAGCUGAAGACCGAGGUUGGACAGCUGUAGCAGUCAAAACUUUAAAAGCUGGAGCCAGUAACGAGGAAAAACUAGAUUUUCUAUCGGAAGCGGAAGUGAUGAAACGAUUCGAUCACAAGAAUGUCGUGAAGCUAUUGGCUGUGAUCACAAAAACUGAACCAGUCUGCACGGUUAUGGAGUUCAUGCUCUAUGGAGACUUGAAGAACUAUCUUCUAGCUCGAAGGCAUCUAGCUAACUCCGAUUCUGGAGACGACCCAGAGGAGCAAGUGUCUGCUAGAAGACUGACGGGCAUGGCUUUGGAUAUUGCGAGAGCGCUUUCGUAUUUAGCGCAAAUGAAAUACGUGCACAGAGAUGUCGCAGCACGAAAUUGCUUAGUCAGCGCAAGGAGAGUCGUGAAGUUGGCUGACUUUGGGAUGACGAGGCUGAUUUUUGAGAAUGAUUACUACAGAUUUAGCAGGAAAGGGAUGCUGCCAGUGAGAUGGAUGGCCCCAGAGAGUUUAGCUCUUGGGAUAUUUUUACCUGCGUCUGAUGUGUGGUCUUUCGGAGUGCUCCUCUAUGAAAUAGUGACGUUUGGCUCCUUGCCCUACCAAGGACUUAGUAAUAGUGAAGUGUUGAAUAAAGUGAAAUCUGGACAGACAAUUUCACUGCCGACGGGUUUGAAGCCUCAAUUAGAAGGCCUAAUCAAGUCGUGCUGGCAGCCAGAGUAUAAAUCCCGUCCCACGGCGUCAGAGGUGGCCGCCUUCAUUGCUGACACCCCUCGACUACUCUCCCCAUGUCUUGACUUACCCUUGGAUGCCCUGUCUCUUGACGUUGACUCUUGGAGACUGUCCAAAGAAAGGGCUGAAGCUCGAUGGGUAUCAUGGGCCGCACCUCCAUCCGCGACCACCGACGUCACUUACCUCAGCGCAGACGCACCGCGGGAAAAUGACCGAUUCUUACCAUAAUUUAAAGUAAAUAUAAUUUGUAAAUACUUAUUCUAGGCCAUGGGCAUGGAAGCCUUUCGCAAGGCUAAAAAAGCGUUUAACAUAUUUAACUAUAGUUUUUUGUUUAACAAUGUUUUUAAAGAACAUAAUAUAUGAAUUUAUUUAUGUCAGCGUCGGUACUCUGUAACUUACAAAAACGAUUUCAAUGUUUGAUAUGAAAUUCAUAGGUCUCAAUAUCCUAACACAACGUUACGUUAAAAAAAGUAAAUUGAAAUCGGAAUCGUUAUUUUAUGUUGCAGAGUACCCGUGCUCAUACCAGUGCUCCAAAAAGUUGGAUUAAAAUCUUAAUAUAGCUAAGUAACCAAAGAUUUACGUUAAAUUUAUAUAUGUAGUACAAAUAUCAAAAAUCAUUUUUAAAUUCAAACCACGUUGACAUAAUAUAAUAUAAUAAUCGUAAUAAUUAACUACAUUUAUUAAACUAAAAUGUCAGUGUCAUUGACUAGUGACAGUGACAGUCUAUGACAAAUGACAGAAGAUUUAUACAAACCAAGAUAUCUAGAUUUUAAAUAUUUAAGUUGAAUCCAUUUUCAAAUGCAAACGGACAUUACUGAUUUUUUUUAUUUAUUUAACGGCUGUUACGUAGUUUAAGACGUCUAAAAGCUCAACUUAACUAUAAAAUAUUUUUAAUCUGUUUUAAUGUGAUAUAGAACAAAGUGCCUUCUUAUCUAAAGUGUUCCUAUGCAGCUAAAUACUUUCACUUACGUAUAGUUUACAUUAUGCUCAAAUUGUAUUGUAAGAGUGCGAAAUGGUACUUAUAUGUUGCCCAUUAUUUUACGUUGGGAAAUGCAUUGCGCAUACCGUGGAGCGACUGCUUAGUGCGGGAGAGUUGUGUGGAACUCGCGAUUAUGCAUAGUACUAAUAAAUACAGAUACCGGCAAACAUAUUGCAAAAUGUUCUUGGGUGCGCCGAAGCGAUUUGAGGUAUCACUAGGAGGGGGGCGGCGGAAGACAGACGUAGAGGAUCGCGUGAUUGGUAAAUCACGAAUCACAGUAGUGGUUUAACCCAGACAAUAAUAGUUUUAAGCUAUUGUAUAGAUUUUAUCGCGAGAGUUGAGCGCGGCAACCGAAUCAAGAAAGUCCAUAACGAAAAAUUUUUUACACACGAUGACGUAAUAUAGAUUCGGCCAAUACGCAUGAGAGCGGGACAGGACGCUUACUGCCUCUCACAUCUCUCUGACCAGAUCGGUGUUCUCGUAAAGCCGUUUUUUGAGCAAUUCAAGAGCAAACUAAGAACACGAAUUCAAACAAAUGAAACAAAUCCCAAAUUUUACACUACAGGAAUAUUACUUGAGAAAUAUCCGCGUUGUAGGUGUAUCGCGUUAUAUCCAGGAUGUAAAUCGCGUUAUAGGGCUAAUGCGUUAUAGCCCUAUUACGCGAUUGAUUGAUCCAUAAUAAUCUACGUAUAGUAAUCCCCCCCUACAAAUAAAAUAUUUGUCUCCUCCAGAUUUUUCCAACCAUUUGCCCUUAGCGUCGUUUUAGACCUAAUUGACCUGACUGAUCAAAUAAGACUAAACAAUUGAUUUGUCUAUUGUUCCGAAAUCCGAAUUUCGAGGUGGUAUAACAUCUAUGGAAAAAAAGUUGUGAAUUGUAUGGGACUACAAUUGAUAUGGAACAACUGUGUAAGAAGUAAACUAUGAAUCUCUUUUAAAACAACGAAAAUUUAUUUAUUUUUAGUCUAAUAAAACAUUAAAUAAAUAUAAACGCGAAUUACAUUACACAUGUCAAGCGCUUGUCAACUGUCAAAUGGCAUCUGUCAUUUGUGGCUGUCAAGUUGAUAGAUUUGAUAUUGAUUGAUAUGAUUGUGUAUUAAGGUUUUGCUCCAAGUUAUUUUUUGCAAUCGCUAUAUUUUUCUAAGAAUUACGUAAUUUACACAAAUGAAGUUAAAACGCGGCAGCUACUUCAAUAAUAAACAAAUUUUAUUUUUUAAAUAAUAAUAUGAUAGUUAUACAAUUAUACAAUUGUUUUUACGUAGUUCAUAGAUUAUUUUAUAUGUUAGACGCCAUAAUCGUGUACGAUUCUACUAUGUACUCUGUACAUGUAGCCGUAUAUUGAGCAUCACUUUUGUGCCUACGAAAUACAUUCCAAAAUCUAGUCAUAGUUGUUAAGUAGUUUUAAGUUUUUAAAAUUGUACAUAAAAUAGUUUUAAUAUUUAUGGUGACUGUUUUGUAUGAUUUUCGAUAUAAGUGUUUCUGUGUUAUGUAAAACAUCACAAAUAAAUAAUUUGAAUUA